GGACGAGAAAGAGAAAAAAAAAAAGAGCAGGAGGACCAGGUUCCUUAAGUUUAAGUGGACAUUUAUGGUUUUCUUGAAUUCAAGAGAAAAGAAUGUCACAGAGCUCCAAGCAGCAAUCUACCAGCCUUCUGAAUGCUGCAAGUAAAACUCAACAUGGGAACUUCCUAGUGGCUAUUAAGCAGGAGAAAGGCGAGGCCCCUCGGUUAAUUGGGGAGAAGCCCCAUGGCGAAGAGGAGCCGGUGAAAAAGCGGGGCUGGCCGAAAGGCAAGAAGAGGAAGAAAAUCCUUCCAAAUGGACCGAAGGCCCCUGUGACAGGCUACGUCCGCUUUCUAAAUGAACGACGGGAACAAAUUCGCAUGCAGCGCCCGGAUUUGCCCUUCCCAGAGAUCACAAAAAUGUUGGGAGCAGAGUGGAGUAAACUACAGCCCACGGAAAAGCAGCGCUAUCUGGAUGAGGCUGAGCGGGAGAAGCAGCAAUACAUGAAGGAGCUGAGGGAAUACCAGCAAUCAGAAGCUUACAAGCUGUGUGCUGAGAAGAUGCAAGAGAAGAAAAUUAAGAAAGAGGAUGCUGGUGCUGGAACUGUGAAUACAUUGCUCAAUGGAUACAAGACUGGAGAAAGUGGCAGUGAUGGCUUCUCAACAUUUGAUGUCCCUAUUUUUACAGAGGAAUUCUUAGACCAGAACAAAGCCAGGGAAGCAGAGCUGCGGAGACUGCGUAAGAUGAACACAGAGUUCGAGGAGCAGAAUGCCAUCCUGCAGAAGCACACAGAGAGCAUGAGCUGCGCCAAGGAGCGCCUAGAGCAGGAGCUUGCACUGGAGGAGAGGCAGACAAUGGCGUUGCAGCAACAGCUCCAGAUGGUGCGCCAAGCUCUGACAGCCAGUUUUGCCAGCCUUCCCAUUCCAGGUACUGGAGAGUGUUAG
Molecule: messenger RNA, 920 nt
Organism: Notechis scutatus (mainland tiger snake)
Lineage: Eukaryota; Metazoa; Chordata; Lepidosauria; Squamata; Elapidae
Source: RefSeq, a predicted model, not a curated record